CAGCAAGCGCACAAUGGCUGGAGCCUCGGCGAAGAGAUUGGCGAAGGAAUUGAAGGAGAUGGAGAAGGGACCCCUUCCCUGGGCGUCUGCUGGCCCGGUUGGAGACAAUUUGUACAAAUGGAAGGCUAUCAUCGAGGGCCUGAGAAGACGCCCUACGAGAAGGGCAGCUUUUCGUUGGAGCUCGAGAUGCCUCCCGAGUACCCCUUCAAGGCACCAAAGGUCAAGUUUUUGACGAAGAUCUACCAUCCCAACGUCAAGAGCGAUGGCCAGCUGUGUAACGAGGUUCUUGUGGAGCCCAACCCUGGUAAAUCUUCCCCACUUUCGCCAUUUUGUACAUUUAACAUUGAGCUCACCGCGGCUACCCCCAAACAUGCAGACAACCCUCUUGAGCCUGAGAUUGCCCAGCAGUUCAAGGAGAACAGGACGGCGUUCAACAAGACCGCCAAGGAGUGGACCAAGAAGUAUGCUAAGUAA
Messenger RNA from Acanthamoeba castellanii str. Neff, 474 nucleotides. RefSeq names its product ubiquitin conjugating enzyme, putative. Gene Ontology annotation, biological process: protein polyubiquitination. The record is from RefSeq and is a predicted model, not a curated record. Gene Ontology annotation, molecular function: ubiquitin conjugating enzyme activity. The annotation marks the transcript as partial. Gene Ontology annotation, cellular component: nucleus. The transcript has 4 exons. Lineage: Eukaryota; Discosea; Longamoebia; Acanthamoebidae.